This is a messenger RNA of Syngnathoides biaculeatus (alligator pipefish), 3574 nucleotides long. RefSeq names its product dishevelled segment polarity protein 2 (gene dvl2). The record is from RefSeq and is a predicted model, not a curated record. Gene Ontology annotation, cellular component: cytosol. Lineage: Eukaryota; Metazoa; Chordata; Actinopteri; Syngnathiformes; Syngnathidae. Gene Ontology annotation, molecular function: frizzled binding. The coding region runs from base 387 to 2687 and encodes 766 amino acids. The transcript has 15 exons. Gene Ontology annotation, biological process: canonical Wnt signaling pathway; intracellular signal transduction.
CCCCUCCUCUUCCUCCCCUGUGUGUUUUUGUUGGGGGGUCGGUGGGGGGGGAGUCGGUCCGAGUUCGGUUCGUGUAAAUGUGGCCUUUCCCUAUUGUAGUUAAAAUGUGAGUUUUUUUUUAAUUUUAGCAGAAAGAACGAAGGGUCGGGUUUAUGUUUUUUUUUUUUUUUUUGACGAGUGGGGGUUUCGACUAAAGGCAUAAAAAAAAAACCUUGCCCCCCCCCUCUCAAAAAAAAAAAAAAAUCUCAGCGGCCACCGACCAUCGUUUCACCUCUGCCGUCUCGUUAGCCUGCUAGCCUGCUAGCUGCUAGCUCGCUCAACUCUUGUCGGCUCCGGCAAGGACCACCGACAACAAGAAAAACGACAAGAAAAAAGCGGCCGCGGUCAUGGCGGAAACCAAAAUCAUCUACCACAUCGAUGAAGAGGAGACCCCGUAUUUGGUGAAGAUCCCCAUCGGCGCCGAAAGUAUCACUCUGCUGGAUUUUAAGCAAGUCUUGAACAAGCCCAACUACAAGUUCUUCUUCAAAUCUAUGGACCAAGACUUCGGGGUGGUGAAGGAAGAGAUUUCAGACGACGGAGCCAAGUUGCCGUGCUUUAACGGCCGUGUGGUGUCCUGGCUGGUGUCUUCUGAUGCUCCGGCGGCGGAGCCCGCCGCUCCGGCGGCGCUCCCUCCCGCGGAGACGUCCGCCCAGCCUUCGCCCCCUCCGCCGCCCCUACCGCCCCCGCCCGCGGAGAGGACCGGCGGCAUUGGGGACUCCAGACCGCCCUCCUUCCAUCCCAACGCGACGGGCAGCGUGGAGACUUUGGACGAGCAGACCGAAACGGAGUCUGUGGUUUCCUUCAGGAGAGAGAGACCUCGGCACAGGGAGAGCGCGGAGCAGCACGGGGCCCGUGUGAACGGCCAGAGUCGCCUGGAGCGCCACUUGGCGGGCUACGAGAGUUCCAGCACGAUGAUGAGCAGCGAGCUGGAAACCACCAGCUUCUGCGACUCAGAGGACGACGACACCAUGAGCAGGUUCAGCAGUGCGACGGAACAGAGCACGGCCUCCAGACUCUUGAAACGGCAUCGGCGGCGCAGGAAGCAGCGCCCUCCUCGCCUGGAGAGAGCGUCCUCCUUCAGCAGCGUGACAGAUUCCACAAUGUCCUUGAACAUCAUCACUGUGACCCUUAACAUGGAGAAGUACAACUUCUUGGGCAUCAGCAUCGUGGGCCAAAGCAACGAAAGGGGCGACGGCGGCAUCUACAUCGGCUCCAUCAUGAAGGGCGGCGCCGUGGCCGCGGACGGCCGCAUCGAGCCCGGCGACAUGCUGUUGCAGGUCAACGACAUCAACUUUGAGAAUAUGAGCAACGACGACGCCGUGCGAGUGCUGAGGGAGAUCGUGCACAAGCCCGGGCCCAUCAUCCUCACUGUGGCCAAGUGCUGGGACCCCUCCCCGCAAGGUUACUUCACUCUGCCGCGCAACGAACCAAUCCGGCCAAUCGACCCGGCGGCGUGGGUCAGCCACUCGGUCGCCAUGACCGGCGCCUACCCGGCCUUCCCGGGCAGCUCGUCCCUCAGCACCAUCACCUCCUCGUCCUCCGUCACCGAGACCGAACGAUUCGACGACUUCAACCUGUCAUUGCACUCCGACAUGGCGUCCGUCGCCAAGGCCAUGGCCUCGCCGGAGUCGGGGCUGGAAGUCCGCGACCGCAUGUGGCUCAAAAUCACCAUCCCCAACGCUUUCCUCGGCUCGGACGUGGUGGAGUGGCUCUUCCACCACAUCGAGGGAUUCCAGGACCGCCGUGAGGCCAGGAAGUACGCCAGCAAUCUGCUGAAGGCCGGCUUCAUCCGUCACACGGUCAACAAGAUCACCUUCUCGGAACAAUGCUAUUAUGUCUUCGGGGACUUAAGUGACUGUGAGAAUUAUAUGGCCAACCUGUCCUUGAACGACAACGACGGCUCCAGCGGGGCGUCCGACCAGGACACCUUGGCGCCGCUGCCCCUCCCCGGGGCGUCGCCGUGGCCCAUGAUGCACACCUUCCCCUAUCAGCCCUACGCCGCCCACCCUUACUCCAGCCAGCCGCCCCCGUACCACGAGCUCACCAGCUACACGUACACCCCCGGAAGCACGGGCAGCCAGCACAGCGAAGGGAGCCGAAGCAGCGGGUCGACGCGGAGCGAAGGCGAGCGCCGACGCGGCGGCAAAGGCUCUGGGAGCGCGGUGGGCGGCGGGGAGAAGUCUCCGUGCGGGGGUGACGGCGGAGGGGGCGACUCGCGCUCCGGCAGCGGCAGCGAAUCGGAAUACUCCACCCGGAGCAGCCUGAGGCGGGGCCACGGCUCGGCCGCGCCCAGCGAGCACAGCCACGCCUCGUCCCAACGCUCGCAUCACCACCGCAUGCCCCAACCCCCCCACAUGUCGCCCUACCCCCCGGGCAUACUGCCCUACAACCCCAUGAUGGUUAUGAUGGUACCACAACACCCGCACCCGGCCCUGGCGGGCGCUCACGCUCUUCCGCACGCCCAGCAGCUACCCGCGGCCCCCGCUCACCCGACUCUGCCGCCGCCCCUCCCUUCGGUUUCCGCCGGACCCCCGGGGGCGCCGCCCACCCGCGACUUGGGCUCUGUUCCCCCCGAGCUGACCGCGUCCCGCCAAUCAUUCCACUUGGCCAUGGGCAACCCCAGCGAGUUCUUCGUGGACGUCAUGUAGUCGUACGCGGGCGCGCGGCUCCCGCCGUUUUCGGCGCUCGGUCGUCGUGGUCCUCGCGAGGGCCGAUUGGAUCGAGGGCACUCGCGACUUGGUUAGAACAGGGUUAAGUAUAGACAAAAUAAGAUGUUCAAACAGUGAAUGUGCAAGUUAAGAUUGUAGUAUCAUCUGGUCCAGUCCUACGCCAGUUCUGGACCGUAUCAACUUUAGCGUGUUUUUUUUUCUCCCCGUCGUCUUUCAGACACCAAGGCAAUCCAAAACGUGCGCAAAUCUCUCGAGUACUAAAAAAGGGAUGAGAUCCUUUCGGGAUGGCGUUUUUGAGGGCUGUGCUCGGAUUGCCAUUAACGCUCCACGCGGGUACGCGACGUCAGAUUUUUUUUUUUUUUUAAUUUUAUUUUUUAUUUUUUUGUACGGCGUUGUCCGACGAUGAAAUGCGUACGCGUCGUCUUCUGUUUCAACACACAACACCGUGCGAAAGACGAAAAGGUCCAAAAAAAAAAAACUUUUGUGUUCUGUUGUCGCGUAUCAAAUUGUGAAGUGUACUGUGCGUUGACUUGCUUUGUGGUACAAGUUGGUUUUAAAAAAAAAAAAAAAAAAAAAAAAAAAAACAAGACCAUGCAGAAAGCGGUACCAGGAAGAAAAAACAAAACACAACUUGUAGAAAUUACUGUGAUCCACAAGCCUGGCAAUUCUGUUCUUGUCUUGUUUCCUGACUCACAUUAUUCCCAUAUUUCAAUUUUUUUUUUUUUUUUUGUACGAGUGACCAUUUAGUUUGUGUAACCCACGUCAAGGUGCGAAAUGAAAAGAUGUCGUUUGAAGCCGUGAGAUUGCAGUUCUCAUUGAUUUCAUAUUGUCACCUUUUGAAGAAUAAACUUGAUUUUUCCGCUUUA